CAGACAAGUGGAAAAGAGGAGAGAGAAAUAUAUUUUAGACAGCGGGUGGGUCGGAGCCUGACUGUCAAAUCUUCAUAUUCUUUCUCUCUCUAAAAUAUCGUCUCUCUCUCUCUCUCUCUAAAAUCCAGAAUUAAGGGGCUUUCUUCUAGUGAUUCGAUUCAGUCGCUGAUCUUUUCCAUUGUUCACUGUGCCUCUCUUCCCACUUAGAGGAAUGUUCCCAGAUUUUCACGGACUGGUUUUGAUUUGACUGCAUUUUGGUGACUCCAAAUGGAGGGGGACACAUUUUCAGGACUAGGCAAUGGUAGUCAGUUAGAUGGCAAAGUUAUACAGACAUUUCAGAAGAGUUUUGUUCAAGUUCAGAACAUAUUGGAUCAGAACAGAUUGUUGAUCAAUGAAAUUAACCAGAAUCACGAGUCGAAAAUCCCCGACAACCUGGGCAGGAAUGUAGGUCUGAUCAAAGAGCUGAACAACAACAUCAGGAGGGUGGUUGACCUCUAUGCUGAUCUUUCAAGUUCUUUCUCCAAGUCCAUGGAAGCCUCAUCUGAAGGAGACUCAAGUGGUGCUUUUAGAUCAGAUGGGAAAUCUGGCCACAAGAGGAAUAGGCCUGGGUAGACAGACAGACAAUCUCAAGCCAAUUCCAUUCUUGAUUCUUCUGCGUGCCGCCGGCAAACCAGAAAUUCGCAGUUUUCUUGAGGUAGAUGAACAUGAUUAGAUUGUGUAACUCUGCUGUCAUUAGUGCUUCCACUUACUCUACAUUUCUUCUCAUAAGAAUAAUUGUUCCAAAUCUUCCCUGUCACAUUAUGACUUUGUAACUGUGAAUCUAAUUGAAAUCAAGCAUGUUCUUGCCAAA
Cornus florida is the source of this 850-nucleotide messenger RNA. Its product is annotated as protein ELF4-LIKE 3-like. The coding region runs from base 268 to 612 and encodes 114 amino acids. The transcript is spliced from 2 exons. Lineage: Eukaryota; Viridiplantae; Streptophyta; Magnoliopsida; Cornales; Cornaceae. The record is from RefSeq and is a predicted model, not a curated record. Gene Ontology annotation, biological process: positive regulation of circadian rhythm; entrainment of circadian clock.